Messenger RNA from Balaenoptera musculus (blue whale), 1594 nucleotides. RefSeq names its product transmembrane protein 97 (gene TMEM97). Lineage: Eukaryota; Metazoa; Chordata; Mammalia; Artiodactyla; Balaenopteridae. Bases 115 to 648 code for a protein of 177 amino acids. The transcript has 3 exons. The record is from RefSeq and is a predicted model, not a curated record. Gene Ontology annotation, cellular component: endoplasmic reticulum.
GACGAGACGGGGCGGGGCGGGGCGCGGGGGUCCUGUGAUGGCGCGGUUGCGGGCUUGUUCCCACGUUGCGUUCCCUCCAGCGUAGUCUAGGCUCCUGCUCUGCCCAACCGACGGAUGAUGGGGCCUCUGGGCGCCCGGCGCGGCCUGGAGUGGCUGCUGGGCCUCUACUUCCUCUCCCACAUCCCGAUCACCCUGCUCGUGGACCUGCAGGCGGUGCUGCCGCGCGAUCUCUACCCCGUGGAGCUGAGAAACCUGCGGCAGUGGUAUACUGAGGAGUUCAAAGACGCCCUGCUACAGAACCCCCCGGUGUGGUUUAAGUCCUUCCUGUUUUGCGAGCUUGUGUUUCAGCUGCCUUUCUUUCCCAUCGCAACAUAUGCCUUCUUCAAAGGAGGCUGCAGGUGGAUCCGCACCCCUGCAAUCAUCUACUCGGUUCAAACGAUGACAACUCUGAUUCCAAUCCUCUCCACAGUUCUACUCGAGGAUUUCUCCAACGCCAGUUGUUUCAAAGGACAAGGACCUAAGACUUUCCACGAACGACUAUUCCUUAUAUCUGUCUACAUGCCCUACUUUCUCAUCCCUCUUAUACUUCUGCUUUUCAUGUUGCAGAACCCCUACUACAAGUCUGAGGAGAAAAGAAAGAAAAAAUGAGGAAAAAUAACCCUGGGUCCAGGGGAGAGGUGACCACGGGGCAGUUUCCUGUUGGACCCAGUACCAGGAAAAUGCUCAGAACCCAUGUUUUCAGUAGUAUUUGAAACACACCAGCAGCAACACACACGGCCAAGGCACUGGCAGGAGGCACAUCACACCCUCAUCUUCCAAGGGCGCUGGCGCAAACAGACCGAUCACCUGAGGAUGGGCAGAGGGGUGUGGGCUAGGUUAUAGCGAAGUGGUGCCAAAGGCCUCACUGUGUGCCCAAGUGCCAUUGCAGGAUUACUAAAGGCAGGACCAGACCAGAAGCCAGAUAAACUUCCAAGCAACAUGGCCUACUUGGCAUGUUCAUGAGUCAUUUGACCCACAGUAUACAUGUGACUAACCCUUUGACUCAUGACUCUACAGCGUGUCACUGGGGUGUCUCAGGCCAUUUUUAGGCUUGAAGCUGUGCCUCUGUGAUGUUCAUUAAAAACUGUUUUCUUGUCCCCACACCUAGGUGGGGGUGAGCUAUUCUGUAAGAGGGUUAAACUUAGUUUUCCUUAACGUUCAACCUUGGCAUGACCUUCAGUCCGAAAUGGGUCAGACUGGAAGGUGUAUUGUUUGUCUUAAACAGGUUGUCCCAGGAAAAGAGAUUUUUUUAAAGUCUUCUUGUUUAUCCUCUUUCCAAGCCUCAGUCUUCUAUUACUUUUUACAGACCACCCAACAUAAGUUCCUUUACUCUGACAUCUGGUGUCCAGUCUCAUUCCCAGUCAAAGGCAGCGGGUGGCGGGGAGCUGCGCAUGACAGGUCCAGUGUGUGCAUAUAGGGUCUCUUCACGUUAGCACUUGGUAUUCUGCUAGCUUUCUCUAAAUUCAUACUCGAGGCCAACUCAAAAAAAAAAAAAAAAAAAAGACUUGUGAACACACAUGGAAAAUGGUAGAUGCUGGUCCUGGUUAGUUCCCCC